Stylonychia lemnae is the source of this 1503-nucleotide messenger RNA. The record is from the annotation of a GenBank genome assembly. Lineage: Eukaryota; Ciliophora; Spirotrichea; Sporadotrichida; Oxytrichidae.
AUGGAAAAGGCCUACAGAAGAAGUUCUAUCUCGAAAAAGAGGUAAGACUAAUUGCUUCAGAGAGGUAAAACGAGCAAGAAACAACAGCCUCAAACUAGUUUGAUUAAUUUAAAUCCAACAGCUGCUGAUAAAUUCAAAGUAUUCGAAGAAAAUAAUAAUAUGAUUCUUAAAAUGGUAGGAGUCAAUGAAGAUAGCUUAAAUUUUGCAUCUGAUUAGUUUGAAGCAGAGUCAAAUGUCAUAAAAGAAAAUAUUGAGAACAUAAAUCCAAAUAAGAAGUUUGAAGAGAUUAGCAUAUCUGGUUAUCCUAAGAGUGUACCAGUUACAUCAUAUCGAUCUUUACCAAGUGAUAACUCAUCAAUUCAAUAUUCAAGCAAUGGAGAUCCAUCAAGUAAUGACUGCUUGCAAAAUAAAUCUGAAAUGACUGAAACUUAAUCCUCUUAAAGUUGUGCGAAUCUAAACUAAGCUAUGCAGAAUGAAUCUGAAAAUUAGUAUCAGCAGUUAAAUUUGCUGAAACUAAUAGAUGACUACAAAUUAGAUGCCAAAAAAUCAGUUGAAAUGAUUGAAUAGAACCAAAAGAUCUGGUUUGUAAAUCCCUCAAAUAUUGAGAAGGAGAUUAACAUGGUUAAGAAGCAUCUUACUGAUUUGAUAAAGCAAAAAUAAGGCAUCUUAAAAACUCAAAACGAAUUAAAGAGUAUUCAUACAGCUGCUAUUGAGAAAUAAAAGACAUAGCUUGAUGAGGAAUACAUCAGACUUAGACUCUAGACUACAAAUCUGCAAUAAUUAUAAGUUCUAAAGCAUGGAAAUAAAUCUUAAAGUCACUUAGGCAGAGAAAAAGAAGCAAGAGAUGAUGGAAUUGAAAUAGUCAAAAAUAGCUUAGCUUCAACAUAUGAAGAAGAGGCUAUAGUUAAUUUAGGAUAGAAAGGAAAUAUCAGAGUUUUUGCAAGAGUGAGACCAAUACUCCCUUAAGAUUUUAAAGCUUAUGGGGGUACUGAGGAAUCCUUCUAGCAGCUUACUUAGUCUAUAAAGAUUCUAAAUAAGACUUAGAUAGCCAUUCUUGAUGAAAAGAAAGAAUCUUUGUUUAACUUUGACAAUGCUUUUGGCAAUUCUAUUAAUCAAAAUUAAAUAUAUUAGGAGGUUUAACCAUUAAUAAGAAGUUUUCUUGACGGUUAUGAUGUAGUUAUCAUAGCAUAUGGGCAAACUGGCAGUGGAAAAACAUAUACUAUGGGUACAGAAGCUUCUAAACAAACCUCCGAUGCUAACUUAGGCAUAAUACCAAGAGCUAUAAAGGAUAUCUUGAGGGAGUAUAGUGAUUUACCAGAGAAUGAGAGACCAGAAAUAAGAUUAUCCUUCCAAGAAAUUUAUAAUGAAGUGGUUAGAGACUUAAUGAAUAAGAAUAAUACUUUAGUCUAGAUUAAUCAGGGUUGCAGAUAUGAACCUGAUUCAAUUAUAGCUAAAGAUGAGGGUCAUAUACAUCAACUUCUCAAGCUUGCUGAAAAUAACUGA